AUGGGGUCAGAUUUCUGGGCUGGCUACUUGAGUGGUGCUCUUGGGAUCCUCAUUGGAAAUCCUCUUGAUGUGGUCAAGGUUCGCCUGCAGGCAGGUAGAUCUGCAGAUGCACCCUCCCAAGCUUCAACCCGGUUGGAGCAGGCCCGUUCUCUCCUUCGAGGUGUGGCAGCCCCCAUCUUGGGAUAUGGGGCCCUCAAUGCUCUUCUUUUUGUGACCUACAAUCAGUCAUUGAUGGCCAUGGACAGUUCCAUUCAAGACCCCACCAAUCCAGAAGGUACAUCCUUGUACAAGAUAUGGAUUGCUGGUGCUGUUGGUGGACUAGUCAGUUGGACCAUCUCUUCUCCUACAGAGUUUAUCAAAUGUCGAGCGCAGCUCGAGUCCCGUCCAGAAGUCUCGUCAUGGGCCGUUGCGAAAAAUAUUUAUCGCACUCGUGGUUGGCGAGGAUUGUACUAUGGGGGAGCAACCACUAGCGCUCGAGACUCUAUUGGUUAUGGAUUCUACUUCUGGUCCUAUGAACUCUGCAAACGUCUGAUGACAUCCAGUGACGAAACUUCAAACCAAACAGCCCUCAAAGUUCUUACAUGCGGUGGCAUAGCGGGUGUCGUGACCUGGGCUUCUGUAUUCCCCCUCGACAUGGUGAAGACGAGACUGCAAGCCCAGACAAUGCAUGAUCAUUCCCUACAGUCCGCAGAGAGAGAGGCUCUUUUACAGCCCCAGAGGAAGAUAUUGAACACAAUUCAAAUUGUUCAAACGACGUACCGAAAUGAGGGCUUGAAAGUCUUCUAUCGCGGACUAGGAAUCUGUAGUAUCAGAGCUUUUAUUGUGAAUGCUGUCCAGUGGGCAUCAUACGAAUGGCUGAUGAAACAAUUCAAGUAA
This is a messenger RNA of Penicillium taxi, 876 nucleotides long. RefSeq lists its product as uncharacterized. The transcript is spliced from 4 exons. Bases 1 to 876 code for a protein of 291 amino acids. NCBI's taxonomy places the organism in Eukaryota, Fungi, Ascomycota, Eurotiomycetes, Eurotiales, Aspergillaceae. The record is from RefSeq and is a predicted model, not a curated record. Gene Ontology annotation, molecular function: transmembrane transporter activity. Gene Ontology annotation, biological process: transmembrane transport.